AGGGCACUGUCUUCCAAAGCUUGGGAUCUUCUGGAGUCCUGAUUUUCCCUCCAUAGUUGGAGGGAAAAGCCUGCCCCGGAGUUCACUCACUCGAUUGUAAAUAAUAUAUAUAGCCCUGAAGCCUUCAUCUUGCCUUUGGAUUACUCCAAACUGGUCGAACAUUGCAGCAGGAUCAAGCUACAAACCGAUUGCAAUAACAACUUGGUAUGGAUUUGCAAACCAGUUGGUCAGAGUCAAGGAAGAGGAAUAUCAUUGUUCAGGAAUGUAAGUGAACUGACUUAUGACACAAACUCUGUGGUACAAAGAUAUGUAAAUAAUCCUCUCUUGAUUGGUGGCUACAAGUUUGAUCUUCGCAUUUAUGUGUGUGUUCCAUGCUUUCACCCUCUUACUGUUUACGUCUACCGUGAGGGUCUCGCCAGGUUCAGUACUAACAAGUUUUCAAUGAAGGAUAUUUCCAACAAAUAUGCUCACCUUACUAACUGUGCUAUCAACAAACAGGGUCCAGGUUAUAUGGAAAUGAAGGAUAAAGUAGGUGCUGGCUGUAAAUGGACCCUAAGACAACUGAGACAUUACUUGAAUCAAAAUGGAAUUGAUGAUUGGCUAGUGUGGCAACGCAUAGCAUCCCUCAUUGUUCUGACUAUAGCCAGUCAAAUUGUGGGAAUACCAACAUCAAAAAACUGUUUUGAAUUCUAUGGUUUUGAUAUUCUGAUAGACCAGGAUUUGAAACCAUGGCUUAUUGAGGUAAACUUGAGUCCAGCCUUGGGGACCGAUUGCGAUAUUGACCCUGCCGUUAAGAAGCCAAUGCUGCAUGACCUCUUCGACCUCUUAGGACUUCCUGUAUGCAACACGGGUCUUUGUCUCUUUGAAAGCCUAAGCAGGAUGCCAGCUGGUGAAGAAACUGAUGACUUUUCAGACGAUGACUUCCAACCAAUAAAUAAUGCCAAAACUGCUGCUAAUGUUGUUGCGAUGGCAUGCAAAUGGAAAAACCAUCUCUCCACCCAAAAUUUGAGAAAAGGAAGAUUUAAGACUAGGCCAUUAAGGAGCCAGAAUAAUAAAAAUACUUUGUCUCAGGAAGAUAAACGAAGUAGGAGGCAUCAUCAUGUUCCAAUAAAAAACAUAUCUUCAUAUACUGCCAAUUUUAAAGAUAACAGCCGCAUGAGGAACAAAAGUGAUUCUGAAGAUUCGAGCGGUUGUCAACUGGAUGAAAACCAACCUGGCUACAAGUGGGGUAAUGGAGUGGACUGGCGCUGUGGUGUGAAGGAGUCUGGUGAUUGGGUUAGGGUAUAUCCACUGUUGGUCAAGGAACACAGCGGCUGGAAGAGAUCUCCAAGUUUAGUUAAAGAGGGAAGGGUCAAAGACCGUGAAGUUAGGCAUGUGGUGGGCAACUUGAGCCGACUAUCCAAGAUGGUGAAGGAAGUAUUUACCGCCAACGAAGGAUCACCAGAUGAAAAGAAGGAUUCUACUCUCAUUAGAGACUACUUGGCUAUUGAUGCAGUCUGGCAUCCUGCUCCUGGCUUUCAUGAAGAGAAUAGUUAAAAAUGUUUUUAAGUGAAAUUAUAAAUCUUCAUGUACUUUCUAAAAUUCUAUUAAAAAUUUUGAUUAAUCAAUUUCAUAGAUGUCAGAUUCAAAAAAAUCCAUGUUGGUUUGUUAUGUAUCAAUUCAAUUAGGUGUUACAGUAAAAUGUAUAAUUCAACGACCAAAUAUUUAUUCAUUAUAAUGAUUAUUUAAUGUAUUAAAAAUAAAGUUAAUUAUGAUACAAAGCUCUCUUCUCUCUAUUGCAGAUA
Molecule: messenger RNA, 1784 nt
Organism: Nezara viridula (southern green stink bug)
Lineage: Eukaryota; Metazoa; Arthropoda; Insecta; Hemiptera; Pentatomidae
Source: the annotation of a GenBank genome assembly